UCACGUAUGUUGUCGGGCUGGAGGUUUCGCGGCGAUGGCGACGGAGGCUCGGCGCUUGGAAGGGACGCGCUGAGCGCUGGGCUUUUUCGCUCGGAUAUGACGAAUUCGUAUCUGUUGGUGGUUGCUUUGCUCUUCAGUUACUCCAUCGGUUUCGGAUAGCCCCUUCGGCCGUGGACCCCCCCCUCAUCUCUCCCCUCUGACUGAUUUCUUUGUGUUGCUUGUGAGGGUUUCCAAACUGAUUUACCAGAACUGCAUAUUGUUCACUGCCAACUUUCUGUGACAUAAGCGAGCCGGAGUUCCUCGUUGGCAGAGCCAAGCUCCUUCUGAGGGGCCAUGGAGGAGGAGGGGCAGCAGAGCCUGGAGUGCAUCCAGGCCAAUCAGAUCUUCCCUAAGAAGUCCCCGGUGCUGGAGGAGGAAAACAUGCAGGUGCCCUUCCCUGAGCUGCAUGGGGAGUUCACGGAGUACGUAGGGAGAGCAGAGGACGCCAUCAUCGCAAUAUCCAACUAUCGCCUUCACAUCAAGUUCAAAGAGUCCAUCGUCAACGUUCCUCUCCAGCUGAUCGAGUGUGUGGAGGUUCGGGAUAUGUUUCAGCUUCACGUCACCUGUAAGGACUGCAAGGUCGUCAGGUGUCAGUUCUCCACCUUUGAGCAGUGUCAGGAGUGGCUCAAACGUCUGAACGCCGUAGUGCGGCCCCCCUCGCGGUUGGAGGACCUCUUCUCCUUCGCCUUCCACGCCUGGUGCAUGGAGGUGUACGCCGGAGAGAAGGAGCAGCACGGCGAGCUGUGCAGACCCGGAGAGCAUGUGACCUCGUGGUUCAAAAACGAGGUGGAGAGGAUGGGCUUCGACACUCAGAACGCCUGGAGGAUAUCAGAUAUCAACAGCAAGUUCAGGCUUUGCCCCAGCUAUCCUCAGCAGCUUCUGGUGCCAGCAUGGAUCACUGACAAGGAGCUGGAAAACGUGGCGGCUUUCCGAUCCUGGAAGAGGUUUCCUGCUGUGGUUUACAGACAUCAAAGCACAGGAGCUGUGAUCGCCCGCUGCGGCCAACCAGAGGUCAGCUGGUGGGGAUGGAGGAACGCCGACGACGAGCACCUGGUCCAGUCCAUCGCCAAGGCCUGCGCCGUGGACGGCAGCAGCCGCAAGCAUCUUCCAAACGGAAGCUACACCAACGGCUCGGACCCGCCGGACACCGAUUUUGAAUCCUCCAUGACCAACAGCUCAGAGGUGGAGACGCUGGCCAUCCAGCCCAGCAAGCUGCUGAUCCUGGACGCCAGGUCGUACGCCGCAGCCGUAGCCAACAGGGCGAAGGGGGGAGGCUGCGAAUGCCCAGAGUACUAUCCAAACUGUGAGGUUGUGUUCAUGGGAAUGGCCAACAUUCACUCCAUCCGAAAGAGUUUCCAGUCGCUGCGUUUCCUCUGCACUCAGAUGCCCGAUCCAGCCAAGUAUGUUUAUUCUUUUUCUUCUAGUUCUACAGCCUCCAGCAGGGCUUUAGAUUCCUCCAGAGAAAAAGGUAUGAGCCUGCAGAUUGAGUCGGCUUGUUCUCCGCAGGUUCUCCACCCGGUGUGUCACGUUCGGAACCUGAUGCUGUGGACGGCGGUGUACCUGCCCAGCUCCUCCCCCACCACCCCCUCCGAUGACUCCUGCGCUCCCUACCCCGUCCCCGGUGCCAACCCGGAGGAUGCGCCCCUGGGCAGACGAACAAAAACUCGCUCUUUUGACAACCUGCCCAGCGCCUGUGAGCUGGGCAGCGCCCUGGCUCCCAACCGCCGCUCCAGCGACCCGAGCCUCAACGAGAAGUGGCAGGACCACCGGCGCUCCCUGGACCUCAACAUGGCAGUGGGUCCUGAGGGAGGGGGGAACCAAGAGCCCCAGCCCAACGCAGAGGGGCAGAGUCCGGCUGACGGCCCGCGGGCCGCAACCCGACAGGACGCCUCUCUAAGGCCAGCGGGAGGCGAGGCGGAGGAGGCGGAGCUAUCUGUGGUGGUGGGUGUGGCUGAGGGACAGAUGGAGAACAUCCUUCAGGAAGCAACAGAGGAAUCUGGAGCAGAUUCCCAGAGACCUGCUGCUGGACCAGAGGGGAACGGGGAGCCGAUGGAGGAUAACGGAACCAACAUGCAGAGAGAAGCCUUCGCUAAUGGUCACCGUCCUGAAAACGGGGUGACGGAGGCUGAGGAGGAUGGCGAUUCUUCCCAGAAGGAGGAGGAGCUCCAUCCGCCGCCGAUGGACAGACCCGAAACACCAGAGGGCGACGUGGAGCAGGAGCCGCCUGCGGCCCAUAGAACUUUUCCUAACGGCUUCAUGGACGGGUCACCCGAGCAGGAGGAUGAAAGCGCUCCUGAACCCGAGCGCGGUGGCUCAGAACUGGAGGAGCAGGUGGAGAAGAGGGCGUCUCUGAUGGAGAGCUCCACAGAGACUCUAACGGAAGAAGCCUGCAGCAAACCGCUGCUUCCAGGACAGCAAAGCGUUUCUGCCAACGGUCAGCCACACAGCGACGACAGGAAGCAGCAUCCUGGCUUCAGGACGGACAAGGAGGCGGCGGAGCUCGGCUUCAGCAGAACUUUGAACGGGGCCACAAAGCACGCCUCAAUCAGUGCCUUUCAGUCUGCAAGUGCUGAGCCGAGCAGGGAGGAGUUAUGUAACGGGGACGGCUCCGACGGAGACCCCAACGCGGCGCCGCACUGGUCCAAAGGAAGCGGCGAACGGGCCCCUCUAAGCCGACAGGUCUCGCUGGCGAGCUGCAACUCUCUGAUCCUCCACCCCCGAGGCAGCUGCUCCCAGCACCGCUGGUGCCACGCCCUGCUGGGCCGAGCCCCCGUCAGCCCAGAGCAGCCGGCCCGCAGCCACCUGGAUGACGACGGGCUGACGCUGCACACGGACGCCAUCCAGCAGAGGCUGAGGCAGAUCGAGGCGGGACACCAGAUGGAGGUGGAGACGCUGAAGAAGCAGGUGCAGGAGCUGUGGAGCCGCCUGGAGAGUCAGCAACAUGGCGGCUCUCACAGGAUCAACGGAGACGUGGGAGAUGAGAUGACCUCAAUGACCGACUCAGAGUUCAACCUGGACCCAAACUGUUUGUCUCGCUGCAGCACUGAGCUCUUCUCUGAAGCCAGCUGGGAGCAGGUGGACAAGCAGGACACGGAGGUGACUCGCUGGUACCCUGAUCAUUUGGCAGCCCAGUGUUACGGCUGUGAGAGCAGGUUCUGGCUGGCCACACGGAAGCACCACUGCAGUGGCCCCGAGGCUGUCCAGGAGGUCUGGAACUGCGGAAACGUGUUCUGUGCCAGCUGUUGCGACCAAAAGAUCCCAGUGCCAAGUCAGCAGCUGUUUGAGCCCAGCCGGGUCUGUAAGAACUGCUACAGCAGCCUCCAGCUCGGCUCCGCCCCUCUGGACCAUGAGCUGGAGAAACGCAUCACGGCGAGCUCCAACUGACGGAUGAACGCCGAGGAGCCGGCGGAGGGGAGCUACGCAGAACGUCCCAUGAACUGUGGGGGGAGGGGAGUGUAAAUAUUUAGACUAACGUGCGGGCAAAGCAGAGAGAACUCUGAAUGUUUGGGUCUGGGUGUGUG
Messenger RNA from Cyprinodon variegatus (sheepshead minnow), 3560 nucleotides. RefSeq names its product myotubularin related protein 3 (gene mtmr3). NCBI's taxonomy places the organism in Eukaryota, Metazoa, Chordata, Actinopteri, Cyprinodontiformes, Cyprinodontidae. The transcript is spliced from 18 exons. Gene Ontology annotation, molecular function: protein phosphatase binding; phosphatidylinositol-3,5-bisphosphate 3-phosphatase activity; metal ion binding. Bases 334 to 3423 code for a protein of 1029 amino acids. The record is from RefSeq and is a predicted model, not a curated record. Gene Ontology annotation, biological process: regulation of autophagy.